AUGGAUGAUACUAUCUUCAUUUCUCAAAGCAAGUAUGUUAAGAAUAUUAUGAAGAAGUUUGGCCUAGAAAGUGCUAGUCACAAAAGGACACCUACAACAACUCACUUGAAAUUAACUAAGGAUGAAAAAGGUGUUGAUGUGGAUCAAAGUUUGUACAUGAGUAUGAUUAGUAGUAUUUUGUAUCUUACAACUAGUAGACCAUACAUCAUUUUUGCUGUAGGAGUAUGUGCUAGUUCUAAUUCCAUGAUUAUAGUGUAUUGUGAUGCAUACUGGACAUGUAAGGCUGAUGAUAGAAAAAGUACUUCUGGAGGAUGCUUCUUCUUGGGAAAUAAUCUUAUAUCUUGGUUCAACAAGAAGCAAAACUAUGUGUCAUUGUCUACUGCUGAGGCUGAGUAUAUUGCAGUAGGAAGCAGCUGCUCUCAAUUGAUUUAG
This is a messenger RNA of Lathyrus oleraceus (garden pea), 432 nucleotides long. RefSeq lists its product as uncharacterized. The record is from RefSeq and is a predicted model, not a curated record. The coding region runs from base 1 to 432 and encodes 143 amino acids. The transcript is spliced from 2 exons. NCBI's taxonomy places the organism in Eukaryota, Viridiplantae, Streptophyta, Magnoliopsida, Fabales, Fabaceae.